AUACUAACCGACUAACAUUAAUCCAAAUAACCUUGAGAGUAAACUAAGGUCACGAUUGACAACCCUAUAUAAUAAUUAACCCCUUUAUGAUUAUCAAGUUUUUGCUGAAUAGCCUAUCAUACAAUUUCACUGCCAAAACACCGUUUUAUUUCGUACGUAAUAUACAAUCACGUAAUAUGUCUAAAAAGGCAUUGGUUUUAUUAGCAGAAGGUGCUGAAGAAAUGGAAGCUGUUAUAUCCAUUGAUGUUUUACGUCGUGGAGGAAUUGAUGUUGCUGUCGCUGGAGUACCAAACAAGAUUCCUAUUCAAUGCAGUAGAGGUGUCAUAGUAAACCCUACCAUUAGUAUUGAUGAAGCAAAAGUUAAUGGUCCUUAUGAUGUAGUUGUACUUCCAGGAGGCCUUCAAGGUGCCAAGAAUCUUGGUGCGAAUGAAGCUGUUGGUGCAAUUUUAAAAGAACAAGAAAAAUCUGGUCGUUUAAUUGCAGCUAUCUGUGCAGCACCUGCUUUGGUUUUGAAGGCCCAUGGAAUUGCUGAAGGAAGAAAUGUUACAUCAUAUCCUUCAUUUGAAAAAGAACUAACUUCAAAUGGCAAAUAUCAUUACAGCCAGGAAAAAGUUGUAGUCGAUGGUAAUAUUACAACAAGUCGAGGACCUGGUACAGCUUUAGACUUUUCGUUAAGUUUGGUCUCUCAAUUAAUGGGAAAAGAAAAAGCAUCUGAAAUUGCUAAAGCUUUGCUUGUACCUUAUUAAGUUUUUGUUUUAUUUUUUUAUAAAUAUAGUGUUUCAAAACAGA
Molecule: messenger RNA, 789 nt
Organism: Agrilus planipennis (emerald ash borer)
Lineage: Eukaryota; Metazoa; Arthropoda; Insecta; Coleoptera; Buprestidae
Product: protein/nucleic acid deglycase DJ-1
Exons: 3
Coding region: 87-746 (219 amino acids)
Biological process (GO): protein deglycation, glyoxal removal; guanine deglycation, glyoxal removal
Cellular component (GO): cytosol; nucleus
Molecular function (GO): protein deglycase activity
Source: RefSeq, a predicted model, not a curated record